UUCACACUGGGCAAUAGUCAGGUUUUGUCUGUCUCGGUACGUUUAUUUUUUUGUGUGUAGUGUUUGUGAUUUGACUGAAAUGGAGAAAACGCCGGCAAAUGUGCAAAAACUGCGUUUUUCGGCUGAUUAAGACGAACUUCUGAUAGAGUUUGUUCAACGCCAUAGCAUUUUAUAUGAUUUAAAAGAUCCAGAAUUUCAAAACAACGUGAAGAAAGAUCUUAUCUGGAAUGAAGCCGGAAAAGUCCUUAAUAGAGAUGUACUACGAAAUGUCAUAUGGACUUAAUGUGGAGAUGCACAAACAGACUGAAAUAGCAAAACGCUUAAACGCAAUUAUCGCCCAAGUGCUCCCAUUCCUGGCUCAAGAACACCAACAACAAGUAGCUACUGCUGUGGAAAGAGCCAAACAAGUUACCAUGACAGAAUUGAACGCUAUCAUUGGACAACAGCAACAACAAGGUCUCCAACAGUUGCUUCAGCAAAUUCACGCCCAACAACUUCCUCAUGGUGCUCAUGGACCGGGUAUGCCAAUGGGCCCUCAUCCUGGUUUACCAGGCAUGGGCCCCGCUACAGGACUGCUGGGCUUUGGCGCCGGUUUGGCUGGAGGUGUACCGGGGGCUCCAGGAAGCGCCCAUCCUUCAGUAGCUGCUGGCGCACAUCCUCUCCUUAAACCCGCCGACCUACAUGCCAGGGAUCCCCAGGAUCUGAAGCGACCUGGUAGCACGAAUGCCGAAGAAAGACUGAACUCCGUUUCCCCCGGAGAAAGAGAUAAAUACAGAUCGAGAUCUCCAGCCGAUAUCGAUACAAUCAAAAGGCGGAAAGAAGACAAAUUGGGGCACGUAAGUGUAAAUAUCAAUUAUCACAAGUUGUAA
Molecule: messenger RNA, 869 nt
Organism: Leptinotarsa decemlineata (Colorado potato beetle)
Lineage: Eukaryota; Metazoa; Arthropoda; Insecta; Coleoptera; Chrysomelidae
Gene: gro
Product: TLE family member transcriptional corepressor groucho
Biological process (GO): regulation of DNA-templated transcription; negative regulation of canonical Wnt signaling pathway
Cellular component (GO): transcription regulator complex; nucleus
Molecular function (GO): transcription corepressor activity; protein binding
Source: RefSeq, a predicted model, not a curated record